AAAUGGUAAAAUCUCUGUAUCAUUUUCAAUUGUUGUGCAACUUAUCGCUUUUAUCUAUCUAGUACAGUAUCUACACACUCUGAACACUUUAAUCUCUUGUUAUUUCUUUUUUACUUGUUAAAACUGAGCUUCAUAAGGUUGUAUGUUAAGUGUUUGUUGAAUUGCUUCAAUGGCUUUUUGUUCUUGUCUAAAGCUCCACCCUUGGAGCCUUCCUCAUGAUUUUGGACACCCAGUUCCCUUUUCUUUUCGUCUUAAAUCUCCGAGUACCGUUUCUUUUGCAUAUUCACCGCAACAAUUCACCUCUGUUUCAUCGUCUAGUUCAUCAUCAGUAUCCACCACUCCUCCGGCUUCAGCCCGAAAACUGUCCGGAGACUUCACUCCGGCGGAACUGCUUAGUACCCUUCGUCGUGAAAAGGAUCAAACUUCAGCUCUCCAGCUGUUUAAUUGGGCUUUGGAACAGUCUAAUUUUAAGCCCACGUUAUCGAUAUAUGAGGAAAUUCUGCGGAAGCUUGGGAAUGUUGGGAAGUUUGAUUCGAUCAGGAGUGUUUUAGAUGAUAUGAAGCGUUCUCGUUGUGAGGUUGUUGAAGGUACUUUCUUUAUUUUGAUUGAAAGUUAUGCUAAGUUUGGUUUGUAUGAUGAAGCUAUUGGUGUUCUUGAUAUUAUGGAGCAAGAAUUUGCAUUGGAACCACACACGUUCACGUAUAACUUCUUGUUGAAUGUUCUUGUUGAUGGAAACAAGUUGAGAUUGGUUGAAACGGUUCAUUCUUUGAUGACGAAUAAAGGAGUGAAACCAGAUGUUUCUACCUUCAAUAUAUUGAUCAAGGCAUUGUGUAAAGCUCAUCAAGUUAGACCUGCAAUUUUGAUGAUGGAAGAGAUGAGUACUUAUGGUUUGGUGCCAGAUGAGAAGACUUAUACGACAAUAAUGCAGGGGUAUAUCGAGGAGGGAAAUUUUAAAGGUGCUUUGAGAAUGAGAGACCAAAUGAUUGCAGCUCAAUGCCCCUCGAGCAAUAUAACAAUAAAUGUUCUGAUUAAUGGUUAUUGUAAAGAGGGUAAAAUUGCAGAAGCUUUGAACUUUGUGGAAGAGAUGACUACUAAAGGAUUUCCUCCUGACCAGUUCACGUAUAAUACUUUGAUCAACGGGUUGUGCAAAGCGGGAUAUCUUAAUCAUGCUAUGGAAAUCCUGGAUAUAAUGCUUCAGGAGGGGUUUGAUCCAGAUAUAUAUUCAUACAACACUCUGAUUUCUGGAUUGUGUAAAUCAAGCAAAAUUGACGAGGCAAUGGAAGUUCUUAACUUGAUGCUUUCCAAGAAUUGCUCCCCAAACACAGUCACAUAUAACACCAUAAUUAGCACCAUGUGCAAGGAGAACCAAGUUGAAGAAGCUACAGAGCUUGCUCGUGUUCUCGCAAGCAAGGGUGUCUUCCCUGAUGUCUGUACAUUUAAUUCUCUGAUCCAGGGUCUCUGCUUGAGCAGCAACUACGAAAUUGCCAUGGAUUUGUUUAGAGAUAUGCAUAACCAAGGAUGCCAACCUGAUGAAUUUACCUACAAUAUGCUCAUUGACUGUCUUUGUUCUAGAGGGCGACUAGAUGAAGCUCUGAGCCUUCUGAAACAAAUGGAAUCAAGUGGAUGUGCGCGUAGUGUAAUAACAUAUAAUACCCUUAUUGAUGGGUUCUGCAAGAAUGACAAAAUUGAAGAAGCAGAGGAAAUCUUUGAUCAGAUGGAACUCCAUGGUGUUUCAAGAAAUGUAAGAACCUACAACACCCUUAUCAAUGGCCUUUCUAAGAGAAAGAGAAUGCAGGCGGUUUCUCAUCUUAUGGACCAGAUGAUUAUGGAAGGAUUCAAGCCUGAUAGAUACACCUACAAUUCCCUUCUCAAUCACUACUGCAGAGAGGGUGAUGUAAAAAAGGCAGCAGAUAUAGUCCAGACUAUGACUUCAAAUGGUUGUGAAGCAGAUGUUAUCACCUACGGAACCCUUAUUAAUGGCAUGUGCAGAGCUGGGAGAAUUGAGGUCGCAGCUAAGCUCUUAAGAAGCAUCGAGAUGAAUGGCAUGGUCAUGGCUCCGCCAUCUUAUAAUCCUAUUCUUCGAGCACUCUUUGAUCGUAAAAGAACUGAUGAAGCCAUGAGACUUUUUAGAGAAAUGGAGAAGAAAGGUGAUCCACCUGAUUCAGGUUCUUAUGUAAUUGUCUUUAGAGGGCUGUGUUCUGGUGGAGGACCUGUAGCAGAGGCUGUUGAUUUUGUGAUUGAGAUGACUGAUAAAGGUCAUAUCCCAGAGUUCUCUUCAUUCUUCAUGUUGGCAGAAGGACUUUGUGCUUUAUCAAUGGAAGACACUCUAGUUAAGCUUGUCGACAGGGUCAUGAAGACGGCAAAAGUCUCCGGAAAUGAGGCAACUAUGAUUAUGGGUUUCCUCAAAAUCCGUAAGUUUCAAGAUGCAUUGCUCACCCUCGAAGGUGUCCUCAACAGUCGAAAGCCUAAAAAAGGCUAUGGCAAUUAUGCAAAGGAAAAACUGUCGCGUGCUGGACGUGUCUGGACUAAUGCGUGAAAGCUGUUGACCACCUCUGAUUUUGAACUCCUGUAUGGAGAUUGGAGACACGAAGCAUAGACUGUCUGAAUGGAUUACAAAUUUGUUGUAGUUAGGGAUCUACUUCUCCAUCCGCACACAGCAUUUUAGUGACUUGAUGCUAAUUUUAAUAAUGCUCUGGGACAGUGGGGGUAAUGAAUAUAUGUUUUGUAUGAUUUGAUUAUCUGGCCUAUCAGAUUAAUUUCUUUCUCAUUAUUACUUUCUGCUUACUUUCUCAUUUAUACAUCUUUUGAUGCCAUGAUUUUUGUAGGUGCUUGGAAAAGUUUAUAUAUCAAUGCUUCAAAUUCCUGUGUA
Molecule: messenger RNA, 2869 nt
Organism: Daucus carota subsp. sativus
Lineage: Eukaryota; Viridiplantae; Streptophyta; Magnoliopsida; Apiales; Apiaceae
Product: pentatricopeptide repeat-containing protein At3g53700, chloroplastic
Exons: 1
Coding region: 170-2536 (788 amino acids)
Molecular function (GO): protein binding
Source: RefSeq, a predicted model, not a curated record